CUCUUCGCCGGUCGAGCUUCCUUUCUAGCUAUUUUUUAUUCAUUUAACCCUAAAAUACUCUCAAAUCACCAUUGUAUCGAAGCUCUCUGUCUCUCUUCUCUCUCUCAAAGAAAUCUCUCCCUCUGAAGCUGUUUCUCUUUCCCUCUCCCCCAAGGCGAUCGGCAUUGUUCGGGGACUCGUUCCUGCAAGUCUUGUUCGGCAUUUCGUAUCUCCAUUUACAGAGGCCAGCGAUUCGAUACACGGUUAAACAAGAAGUUUGAGACUCGCGGAGAAAUUGCGGAAUGGAGUCUUCACAGUCACAGCAUCCGAGGAGAGGAGGUCUAGUUUCUGUAUCGCCGUCACAGUCCCCCCGGUCGAGCGAGAAGGCGUGCAGGGAUCUGCGAUCGGCCGAUGGAAAUUCGAGCUUCAGGCUAAAUAAGGACAGAGGUGUCAAUAUUCAGGUUAUUGUUCGAUGCAGGCCACUGAGUGAGGAUGAGCAGAGACUACGUACACAGUCGGUAAUUUCUUGUAAUGAGAACAGAAAAGAAGUGUCUGCAGUUCAGAACAUAGCUAAUAAGCAGAUUGAUCGGAAUUUCUUGUUUGACAAGGUUUUUGGUCCAACCUCCCAACAAAGGGAUUUAUAUCAUCAGGCUGUAUCUCCUAUAGUAUUUGAAGUUCUCGAGGGCUAUAACUGCACUAUUUUUGCCUACGGUCAGACAGGAACAGGGAAAACAUACACGAUGGAGGGAGGAGGAAGGAAAAAGAAUGGCGAGUUCCCAACCGAUGCAGGGGUUAUUCCAAGGGCUGUUCAACAAAUUUUUGACAUAUUAGAAGCUCAAAAUGCUGAGUACAGCAUGAAAGUUACAUUUUUAGAAUUGUACAAUGAAGAAAUAACAGACCUAUUGGCCCCUGAAGAAUCUUCUAAAUAUAUAGAUGACAAAUCCAAGAAACCAAUAGCCCUUAUGGAGGAUGGAAAAGGAUCUGUUUUUGUUAGAGGACUGGAAGAGGAAAUAGUAACCAGUGCUGAUGAGAUUUAUAAAAUCUUGGAGAAAGGUUCUGCUAAGAGGCGUACAGCCGAGACUCUUCUUAACAAACAAAGCAGUCGAUCUCACUCAAUAUUUUCUAUCACAAUACAUAUAAAGGAACGUACUCCAGAGGGGGAGGAGAUGAUUAGAUGUGGAAAGCUCAAUCUUGUCGAUCUUGCUGGUUCUGAGAAUAUUUCACGUUCCGGUGCAAGAGAGGGUAGAGCGAGGGAAGCCGGUGAGAUUAAUAAAAGUUUACUGACACUUGGUCGUGUGAUUAAUGCACUUGUUGAGCACUCUGGCCAUGUGCCAUAUAGGGAGAGCAAACUAACAAGGUUGUUGAGGGAUUCCCUGGGAGGGAAGACAAAGACAUGCAUAAUUGCCACAAUAUCACCCUCAAUCCAUUGUUUGGAAGAGACACUCAGCACACUUGAUUAUGCACACCGUGCCAAAAAUAUCAAGAAUAAACCAGAGAUUAAUCAGAAGAUGAUGAAAUCUGCACUUAUAAAGGAUCUGUAUUGUGAAAUUGACCGGCUCAAACAAGAGGUAUAUGCUGCCAGAGAGAAGAAUGGUGUUUAUAUACCAAGAGACCGUUAUCUUCAGGAUGAAGCAGAGAAGAAGGCCAUGACUGAAAAUAUAGAACGCAUGGAACUUGAUUUAGAAGCCAGAGACAAGCGAGUGGUGGAACUGCAGGAACUUUAUAAUUCCCAGCAGCUAUUGACUGCAGGAUUAACUGAUAAGCUUGAGAAAACUGAGAAAAAGCUCCAAGAAACUGAGAAUACAUUGGCUGAUCUAGAAGAAAGAUACAGACAAGCAAAUGCAACAAUUAAAGAAAAGGAAUAUCUGAUAUCCAAUCUUCUCAAGUCUGAGAAAGCACUUGUUGAGAAGGCACUUGAGCUUCGAGCAGAGCUAGAGAGUGCCGCAUCUGAUAUCUCUAGCUUGUUCACAAAGAUUGAACGCAAGGACAAAAUUGAAGACGGAAACAAGAUUCUUAUCCAUAAGUUCCAGUCCCAAUUAACUCAACAGCUUGAAAGUUUGCACAAGACACUGGCUGCUUCUGUCAUACAACAAGAACAGCAGCUAAAAGAAAUGGAGGAAGACAUGCAAUCAUUUGUAUCCACGAAAUUGAAGGAGACAGAAGAACUUAGAGGUCGCCUAGCAAACCUGAAAACCACAUAUGGUUCUAGCAUUGAAUCAUUGGAUGACUUUGCUGGGAAACUUGAUAGAACUUCUAGAUCAACCUUUGAAAAUCUGAAGUCAGAAGUUGUUAAACAUUCUUCUGCUCUGGAGGGACUUUUCAACGGCAUUGCUUCGGAGGCUGAUGUGUUACUCAGCGAUCUUCAAAAUAGUCUUUUAAUUCAGGAAGACAAAUUAACUUCAUAUUCACAACAACAGCAUGAGGCACAUCAUAGAGCUGUGGAAACCACUCGAUCAAUGUCUCAAAUUACUGUGAACUUCUUCAAGACUUUAGACAUGCAUACCACAAAAUUGAGCAAUAUUGUGGCUGACGCACAAGCUGUCAACAACCAGAAAUUAUCUGAGCUAGAACAGAAGUUUGAGGAGUGUGUUGCAAAUGAAGAAAGGCAACUCUUAGAAAAGGUGGCAGAGCUGGUCGCAAGUUCAAAUGCAAAGAAGAAAGAACUGGUUCAAACAGCAGUCCACGGCCUUCGAGAAAGUGCAGCCAACAGAACCAGCAGAUCAAAGCAAGAGAUUUCGGCCAUGCAAGAUUCCAGUUCAUCUAUCAAAUCUGAAUGGAAUAGUUUCAUGGAAAAAACUGAGACCCACUAUCUUGAGGAUGCUGCUGCAGUUGAAAGCAGAAAGAAAGAUCAGGCGGAGGUCCUCCAGUGCUGUUUGCAAAAGGCAAAGAUGGGUGCACAACAGUGGAAUAAUGCUCGAGGUUCAUUGCUCAGACAAGAGAAGAGUAAUGCUGCUUCUCUCAAUGACAUAAUGAGGGGAGGAAUGGAGGCCAAUCAAAACCUACGUGCUGAGUUUUCCUCUGCCAUGUCAUCCGCACUUGAAGAUGCAGAUCGAGCAAGCAAAGACGUUCUUUCAUCUAUCAAUCAUUCAUUACAACUUGACCAUGAUGCCUGCGGGAAUCUGGGCUCCAUGAUUGUUCCUUCUCGUGGAGAGUUGAGGGAAUUGAAGGGCGGACACUAUCACAGGAUUGUGGAGAUCACAGAGAAUGCAGGAAAAUGUCUUCAACACGACUAUUUGGUGGAUCAACCAUCAUGCUCAACACCGAAAAAGAGGUCAUUCAAUCUGCCAAGCACUGCAUCCAUUGAAGAACUCAAAACGCCCUCUUUUGAGGAGUUACUGAAGAUGUUUUGGGAUGGAAAAGCAUCAAAGCAAGCAAAUAGCGUUCACUCUAUAAGAGAUUCGAGGGUUCCUCUCACUACCAUUAAUUAGGACCAGAAUACAACCCAUAUAGCAGUGGUAAGAAGAAGAUUGUACAGAAACAGAAUUGCUUGCUUAUUUGGUUUUUAUUGCUGGUAUCAAAUGGGUAAAUUUCUAGCUAGUUAAGAGUUCGAUAUUCAUUUGAUCUAAGAAAAAAAAAAA
Molecule: messenger RNA, 3557 nt
Organism: Diospyros lotus (date-plum)
Lineage: Eukaryota; Viridiplantae; Streptophyta; Magnoliopsida; Ericales; Ebenaceae
Product: kinesin-like protein KIN-5D
Exons: 23
Coding region: 282-3407 (1041 amino acids)
Biological process (GO): microtubule-based movement
Molecular function (GO): microtubule binding; plus-end-directed microtubule motor activity; ATP binding
Source: RefSeq, a predicted model, not a curated record